CUUGCGCCGCACACGCAACCCUCCAUAGAAGGUCAAUUUAUUAAACCUUUCCCCUCAACCCAUUUCUUAUCAGAGUUUUAGAGUUCAUGAACCACGACCCUCAAUGAUUUCGGUUAUCGGGCGUGUUGCUAAGAUUUCAAAUUUGGCGCGUCAAAUUGUUAUUUUGAUUAGGAUGUGCGACAGUGAUUGGUUGAAGACAGUGUAAUGAAGAUUUUCAGUUGGCUGAUAAUUUUGGAAGAUAUGUCUGUGCCCCGUUUAAUCUUAUGCGACCCACGCUCUCGACCGGGUGGAAGAUACCUGUUAGUGCGACUGGUGUGAUGGGAGUGAGGAUCAGCUGAUCUUUCGGGGAGUCAAUUUAAAAAAAAUACAUAUAUAUAUAUGUAUAUAUGAAUGUGCAUGAAAUGAAGCUGUAGAUGUAUGGUUGUGUGCUUCCGGUUUUCGCGCCAACGUGAUUUCAUCGCGCGCAAAGGAUCUUCCACGUGUCCUCGUAAUUGGACGUCUUUUCCAAAAAGGCAAAGGGAAGUGGUUUAGAGUUUCCGAAGAGUUGAAGAGAUUAGUGAACUUGAUACAGGAAGUCGGUGAAAUAAUUCGAGUGGAAAAAAAUCUGGGCCAAAGGUGCGUGUAUGGAAAAUUCGAGGGCAAAAGGGAGAACAACGAGGGGAGAAGAGAAAAACGAGGCAAGGUGGCCUCGCGAAAAGUGAAGGACAACGGAAGAGGGAAAUAUGUCGAGCGUCGCGGAGAGUCCUGACGGAAUGGCAUUACAGUCACACUAUUCCCUCCGAUGGAAUAAUCACCAAGCCCACAUUUUGCAGGCCUUUGAGGCUCUUCUACAUGCUGAAAUUCUCGUCGACGUGACCUUAGUUUGCACGGAAACCAGUAUAAGGGCGCAUAAGGUCGUCCUCAGUGCCUGCAGUCCAUUCUUUGAGAGGAUAUUCGCUGAGCAUCCUUGUAAGCAUCCGGUCAUAGUGUUAAAGGAUUUUCCAGGUCGUGAGGUAGCCGCAUUGAUCGACUUUAUGUACCGUGGUGAAGUUCGCGUGGGCCGUGAAGAACUUCCUGGUUUGAUGCGAGCCGCGGAAAGUUUACAAGUGCGAGGUCUUGCAUCCUCUGAACCGAGACCGGCCAGUCCGCCGGAAACACCAACCACCGAUUUGAUGGGUGAGCCAUCAACGCCCGAAGGUGCGAGACAAGGAACUCCCGAAGAGGACGACAACGUCUCGGAAAGUACGGCACCAGCCAGCAGGGAUAUUUUCCCUAGGGACCACAGAUUACCCCACAUGAGCCACCUGAACUUCUCUUUGAGAGAACUCCGUGACUCUUGUGGAUCACCCCUAAUGCCGAGAAGGAAGCAAGCCAGGCCGAGGAGAAGGUCCGGCGAGUUGGUUCCACAGGACCUCAGCAGACCCCAUCCACCGGCCAGUAUCAGCCCACCAUCGAGUGGUCUGAACCUUAGCAACAACCAACAUCAACAGCAGCAACAUCAGUCCUCGCCCAAUCAGCAGGAAGACAUAGCUGAAAACCUCUCUAUGAAGAGGUCCGUUUCCCCUCCCGGUAUCAACGAACACAACAUAAAGACGGAAAGUGAAGAUGCCAGUAGUCCGAGAGGAUCUCCCUUAACUGGUACAAGUCUUCAUGCAGAGGGAUCACUGCCCGAUCUACAACAGAGUCUUCCCACUAUGACGGCGUUAUCCCUAACCCCGCCGCAUCAUCAGAGUGAGUACCUGACAAGUUUGGGACAACUGGCGGCGCAGUGGCUCCCAAAUCACCCCCAAAGUCAACUCCACGGUCACCAUCCACGGGAAGACAGCCCGCACAACAGGUCUCAUCCCUACCAACAAGGAGACUCUCCCAUGACUCCAAGAAGGUCAGUCGCAAUUUUUCCCAUGGAUGGAGUCACGCCCUUAGGAGGUGCAGCCGGCCUCUUUCCACAUGGUGGUCUGGACCGAGGGUCGCUUUUGGCUGAUCUCCAUGAUAGCUUUAAGCCCGAAACCCUACAUGGCCUAUUUGGCGGAGCCAGUCUGGGUCACCACCCAGGCAAGAAGCCAAAGAAGCACCGAGGUGACGGGGAUGGACCCAGAAGGUGGAGUGAUCAUGGACGCGGUUUGCCUGUCGGCAGGCCCAAAGGACAACACAGUGCACCCAGAGGUGGACCUCCCAGAUCAUGGACCAAUGCUGAGCUCACUGAGGCUCUGCAGCAUGUUUGGAACAAGAAGAUGACAACCUCUCAGGCGAGCCGAAUCUUCGGAAUUCCUUACAACAGUCUGCUGAUGUACGUUAGAGGAAAGUAUGGAAAGAGUCUCAAACUCGAGCAGCUCCGGAGGGACUGCACUGGUGCAACGACCGGGGAAGUGAUGAACUCAUUGAACAACAAUGUCAAGGCUGCCGUCCAACCACCCCAGAUGCCCCAUCCACUUUCCGGCAUGACCCAUCCUGGCGAUGACAACCCUUUCCCACACCAUCCGCUCCUGGGUGGUAAUCUUCCUCAGGGAUUCUUCCCGGAUUUUGGUGCGGCUUUCCCGGUCCCCGUCAGUAUGGUUCACCUCUUGCCGCCUAGCGAACAAAAGGCGUACGAGGCUCCGAAUCCAACCAGUGGGGGAAACUGUGGCAACAGUGGCACCAGCAGUGAACGCACCACGAGAAGUAGAUCCCCAUCACCGAUGCCACCUAACCAUGAGAGCAUACCACAGCCUCCUCAAUCAGCGCCAGCGCUUCUUCAGCAAAAUGGAGCCAAUUAGGAGGACUCGGUCCUGGGUCAAGAACUGGCACGAGAACUGGUAUUUUGGGAUUUUGGAUCCAGUCUUUUUGGAAACCACGAACCAGUUUUAUCGGCAUGGAGGAAUCAAUUUCUUUGAGAACCAGGAUCCAGGAUCGAUAACCACACGAGGCUACAAGAUCGCUCACCGUCACCCCGGAAUGCUCCUCACAAGACUGAUUCAUCAGCAGGGUAAAUCGUCGAAUGAUUACGUUUACCCUGCGUUAUGAAACUAACGUUCGCGCAUGCAUGCUCUUUUUUUUAAUCACUUUCAAGGCCAGCCGCACGCCAGAAUACGCUGAUUUUUAUUGUCAUUUCAUUUCUCCGUCGACUGCUUAACUCAAACCCGAAAUGUCCGCGAAUGAAACUCCAGUAACUAGGAAACUUUCCCGGUUGAUUCACAAAUUGAAGAUAAAGCGAGGGUCGGAUUUAGUCGGGGGACAUUGAAAUAACGUUACUCCAUCUAGCAAAGUGAACCAUUUUUUUCCAUUAUAACGUGUACAAUUUUUGCUCAUUCUCAAUACUGUGCAAUUAAAAAGGUGUUGGGACAAAUUAUAGGAAAGAACUAUUUUUAAUUUUAAGGUAAGGAGGUGAUUCUAUGUAGAAGAACAGAUUCUUAAUUAAUAAUUUGUUUAAAAAAUACUUCAUUCAUUUUUUUUUAUUUUCAAAAUUUUAUGCAGAGCAUAAGAUUAUUAUUCAGGAUUAUGAGGACACCUAAAAAACUUAUAAUUGAAAACAUAACCUCACUUCUUGCAGGUUGUCUUCGGAACAAAAAUAGGGGUUCUAUGACGCGGAAUGUAAUAAACUUUUUAAUUAUUUGUUACAAAUUAUUAUACCUAUUUCGGAAAUAUCCUUCGAGAAAUGAGCGCAUGUUUUAAUCGAUAAUUUUAUAUGAAUUUAGGUGCCUUCAUACUUCUGGAUGGUUCAAAGGAUUUUCAAGCCUAGUCUUAAGUGUUAGCAAAAAUUAAAGACGAAAAAAUAUACCUUUUUCUAGAAGACAAGAAUUACAUUUUUUCAAUGAUUUUUUUUCAAUUUUUGCAAAUUUUUGGUUGUUGAGUUUUACGGGCCUUUCAUUCGCGGACAGUCAACAUUGCUACAGACAGUUCCUGCUAUAUACUGAGCGUUAAUAUACCAAAUAGUGCUGUACAUUAAUGAGAGAAAGAGUGAGAGAUAAACGCUGAUAAGAUAGUCCGGACACGGCUUGUCCGAAUUUGUGAACCUCGAAUCGCUUUUUUUUUUAAAUGAUAAAUAGGCGCGAUUCCCGUUAAGAGAAAGGCACCACGAUUAUAUAAAAGGAGGGAUUUUAUCAUUUAUCAAAUAGGCUAUGAUUUAAUGCUCGUUUAAUUUUUAUAAAAUGCAAAAAGUACCAAAGAAAGGGCAGUAUUUAUCGAUAGGCGAGCAUUUUUAACGUGUGCAAUAAAAAUUGCGACUGCGUCUUAUUUUUAGUUACUUGUAGUUAAUAAGAGUUUAAUGAUUUUAGUCACGUGGUGUCAACAGUCGUUCCUGUCCUCACGGAUUUCUCAUUCUUGAAUUUUGUAUUCUUGUCCAUUUUAUUUUUAUUUUUGUCGAGUUAGAAAAUUACUCUCAAUUUAGAACCGAAGUUUAUAGCGUCUUAGCUUUAUUAUUUCUGGUAUCGGGAGCGAAAUCAGAACGGGAGGGAAUCAGGCUUAAUUUUGGCUCGAAAAUUCGGAGUAAAAAUUUUAUUUUUCUACGAAAUUAGUGAGGAUUUGAACGACUUGUAAGUGGAUUUGCGUUUCUCUUAACGGUGAUCGAUCGCAGUUUACGCACACACAAAAUAAUAGGUAGCGAAAUCUUUCUACAAUGGUCAGGGGUAAUCACAGGGUGUCACGAGCUUGCCAAGACUGUGGAAAAAAAGAUGAUCUCUUUUCAUGUUCAUUUUGCCCCGAAAACGUGGGAUUUGUGCAAUUACGUUUUAUUAUUUCGAAUUGUCAAUAAACUUUUUUAAAAUAUAAUUUUUUUAUACCUUUAAUUAAAUCGUUUAUUUUUUUCCUUCUGUUAAAAUCACACAUUAUUUUAUUUUUUAACGUUUUAAAAAAAUUACGAGUUUUUUUUAUGAUUAACAUUUUGGCAAGCUCGAAGACUGAACCUUGCUUCAGAACGAACAAAAGCGAGAGAAAAAAUUGCGAUGAACUCAAAUCGUAGACCACACUUUUAACAACAAUAUUUCGAAUUUUGACAACCAGACGGAAGCGCAGGGUAACUAACACAUCAGGGAUAGCCACAGACAAAUCUACGAUAGAUAAAGAAAAACUACAUAUUAAACUAUAAAGGUAAAACUAAUUCAUAAAGAAGAAUUAUAAAGCGUACGUUUAUUUCGGUAAAAAGAGAAAAUGAGUGAAUGGGAAUUAAUGAAAUUGAAUGAACGAAAGUGAGUACAAGAAAUUGAGUGAUUGUAUUAAAGGAGUUGUGAAGAAAAAACCGUUAAAAACAGCGACUGUGGAUAUUAUAAACAAUUAAAUACUCUACAAAAAAUCGACGGAGGUGCAACCGGUAUGGAAGAUAAAAAGUUUAGAGAUUGCAGGCUUUCAGCCCCAAACAGCCUGUCAAAUACAAACUGAUAUUAUUAUUGAUUAUUAAUGCUAUAUAAAUAUAUAUAAAUUAUUCUAUAUACAGGGUGUUCCAAAAGAGUUUAUAACUGCUGCGACGAACUGCACCGCUCUCUCUCUUUCUCUCUUCCUCUUUCUAUCUCUCCCUCUCUCUCUGUCUCUUUGCACCAAAGGAUUGUAAAUAAUUUAGAUUUAAAAAAAAAUUAGAAUAAUAAUCAAUUAUGGUUAAUAAUCAAUUAUGAUUAAUAAUCAAUAAUAAUGAAUCUCAAACUUCACUAAAAGUGCAAUGAAACACACAAAAAAAGGCAAAGACUUUUUCUAAUCUUCGACUCCGCGAUUCAUAUAAAAGAAUCGCAGGAGGAAGCGGUGCCGUUCCGUCGAGGAUGGUUCUAAGAAUUUUUUUAAUCCACUCUGUCGACAAGUGAUUACGUUUUAAUAAUGUGUGAGAACUCGUGCGAAUAGUAUGGAGA
This is a messenger RNA of Belonocnema kinseyi, 5786 nucleotides long. RefSeq names its product protein jim lovell (gene lov). The record is from RefSeq and is a predicted model, not a curated record. Gene Ontology annotation, cellular component: nucleus. Gene Ontology annotation, molecular function: DNA binding; protein binding. Gene Ontology annotation, biological process: regulation of transcription by RNA polymerase II. NCBI's taxonomy places the organism in Eukaryota, Metazoa, Arthropoda, Insecta, Hymenoptera, Cynipidae. The transcript is spliced from 3 exons. The coding region runs from base 723 to 2732 and encodes 669 amino acids.